AUGACAAUAACAGUAGAUGGGUGUAGCUGUAGGAACCCCAGAGUGCACCAAGACGCUCCAGUCCUCCAGGACAAUCUAAGUGUGGGACCUGAACCUGAAUCACCAGUUCCUCAAGCUCCCGAAGCCAAAGCCAGCCAGCCUGUGGCGAAAGAAGAAACAGCACCCCCAGCUGAUGCACCAGCCAAAGAAAAGUCAACCGCUGCCGCUGCCGCUGCGCUCUCGGCACCCUCGGAGCCUGAACCCACGCCUUCCUCAUUUCCUGAUGACACUUCCCUGAAGAACCACAAGCCCCACCUGGGACCCAAACCUCGCUCCCACAACAGGGUCCUCAACCCUCCUGGAGGAAAGUCUAGUGUGGUAUUCUACUGAUCAGCUGAGCGUGCCACCUCUCCCAGUUUGUGUCCAUAAACCUCUUUGUCUGCUCCCCUGUUAAUCUUCUCUCAUUCCUACACUGCUCUUUUGAUGGCCAUGUGGUUUGUACUCCUAAAUACAGCCCAGUUAUUGUUGUUGUUCACACCUGACAUCUGGGCUCAUAAGUGGUCCUCAACAUCUUGCACUUUCAUCCCCCGUUUCUGACUCCCUGCCGUCUGUCUUCUCCUCGAUAUUCUUCUAUAA
Messenger RNA from Oreochromis aureus, 615 nucleotides. RefSeq names its product jupiter microtubule associated homolog 2-like. The transcript is spliced from 4 exons. The coding region runs from base 1 to 369 and encodes 122 amino acids. The record is from RefSeq and is a predicted model, not a curated record. NCBI's taxonomy places the organism in Eukaryota, Metazoa, Chordata, Actinopteri, Cichliformes, Cichlidae.